GCAGAAAACAGAUUCAACCACUCAGCUGAAUUCAAAGGAGAAAAAAAGCUGUAGACCUACAAGAAAGGUCUUGUUCAGAUCAAUCCUUCUCCCUCAUUUUCUUGGUCUCUGAUCUGUUCCAUAAAUCAGCCACAAUGUCACACAAAACACCUCCCGCCCCGUCUUCACCUCCCACGAGCGGGCAAUGGCCAAGUCCGCAUGGACCGCCUCCUCCGCCCGUCUGAGCCGUGACUCGUUCCUCCCUUUCGGCUCGUGCUCGCUGUGCCUGGGUCAAGCCGUCGACCCCGUCGCCUGCGCCCUGGGCCACAUCUUCUGCCGCGAGUGUGCCCUGAGCAACAUCCUGGCGCAGAAGAAGGAGAUCAAGCGCUCCGAGAAGGCGCGCGAGGCAGAGGAGAAGGAGGCUGCUGAGGCCAGGGCGCGGAGCGACGAGGAGGCCCGGGCGAGGGCGGUGCGGGAGUUUGAGCUUGUGCAGGCUGGCUUCGACGUUAGUGGUGGCAGUGGGAGGAGGACGGAGGAGCCUACAGCUACCACAGAGGACGUGGACGGCGAGGCGCGAAGGGGUGCGAAGCGCAAGUUUGCGCUAGACGAGGACGAGGUCGCGCGGUAUGCUGAGGAUGACCGUGCAAAAGCACGGAGGGCCAUCGAGGAUGAGAAGAACUCGAAACCGUCCCUGCCGUCCUUCUGGGUACCCUCAGUAGUGCCGACCUCCAACACAAAGGACAAGCUGCACGAGGUCAAAAAGAAGGUCAAGACAACGCCCAUAUGUCCGUCAUCGCAGGAGAACAGCCCUCAUCCGUACUCGCUGCACAUGCUGGUGACCAUCAACUUCGCCGAGGAGGACGAGGAGUCCAAGGACGCCAAAGCCAAGACGAGGAUAUGUCCCAGCUGCAAGAAGGCCCUGACAAACUCCUCCAGAGCCAUGCUUGCCAAACCUUGCGGGCAUGUGCUCUGCAAGGCCUGCGCGGCUCAGUUCAUGAAGCCGUCGGGUAGUGUGGACCCGCACGCUCACCCUGACGACGCGGACGGCCCGGAUACGGUACGGUGCUACACGUGCGAUGAAGAUGUCACGGAGCGGGCGCCGAAGAAGAGCAGUCACAAAAAAGACAAGGAGAGGAUACGACCGGGCAUCGUUGAGUUGAAGAGUGAUGGCACAGGCUUCUCUGCUGGCGGAGUGAACGAGGUAAAGAAGUCGGGGACAGCCUUCCAGUGCUGAUAGUAGAAGAGAAAUCGACCGUCAUCUUAGCCCCUCCAUCCUGCCGCAGGGUAAUCAUACUUCUUUAAUUGCC
Molecule: messenger RNA, 1286 nt
Organism: Cryphonectria parasitica EP155
Lineage: Eukaryota; Fungi; Ascomycota; Sordariomycetes; Diaporthales; Cryphonectriaceae
Exons: 3
Coding region: 185-1213 (342 amino acids)
Cellular component (GO): nucleus
Molecular function (GO): ubiquitin protein ligase activity
Source: RefSeq, a predicted model, not a curated record